AUGCGUUUCCUCCUGCCAUUCCUCGGCCUCCCCAUGUGCUUUUCCCAGCUCUCUUCAAUGUUCGGCAAUCCAAUUCAAGCAGAUAAUUGUGCUGAAUGGACAACCUGGGGCCCGUGUAUUUGGCUGAAGGGCUCUCCGCGUUGGAACCGGCCGUAUUUCGACCAGCUGCUGCCUGGUCGCACUGGUUGUCGACAACACGUCUUCUUCAAACUGUUGCAUGAUCGAUGGGGAGUUGUAAGUAAUAUACGCAGAGUAAAAAGUUUAAUUUUAAACGCUCAUAGGGAAAGAGCGUGAGGAAAUUUCGGAAAAUAAAGCCAACCAAGCAAUCUAGCAAUGGUUUGAAUUUGAAGCAACUUUUUUUAUAGAAUUUUGCAUUCUAAAGAUUUUUGGUUUCCUUCAAGACUGUAGAGGCUAUUGAAAUUUUCUUUUUUAUACAGUUUUUUUGAAUCUUUGCAGGCUUUUACUAACUUUUACAACUACCUCCGAGAAGUGACUGUCAGUGAAAAUCAAUGUGGAGAAUGCUCGUAUCAGCAAAGCUGCGGCCGGCAAUGUCAUCGGCGGUAAGUGAACUUCUAGGUUCUAUCAUGACUUAUCCAGAACAGCUUUUUCUUUAGAUACCUAACGGUGGAUGAUGACUGUUUCCUGUAUUCUGCUUAUCUGAACUUUCCUUUUUCUUUUCUAAUCUACUUUUUCAGGGGAAAUGUAAACUCAAUCAAUCCAUUAUUUGUUGCUGAACGUCGAUGUGAAGGCGUGGAUCAAUCAAUGGCUUGUGAAUCCAAACAAGUCAAAGGGACCUGCAGAUUAUGGCCAAACGAUGACAUCCAAUUGCCCAAUGUCACUCAGUCCAUGAAUGAUAUUAUUCAUGGCCUUGAUUUUUUGAGUUGUGUGCCGGAAAUCAGGUAAAAAUUUUUUGCGUAUUUACGGUAUAAUCAAAGUCCUCUCAAAAUUCCAAACUUUCUUUUUCAGAGGCUCCGAAACAUUGUGUAGAUGCUGCUGUCAUCCAUUCACACCAAACCCGCUGACGUUCCGAUGCGAAUUGAAACCUCAAUUUUUGGGUUAA
Messenger RNA from Bursaphelenchus xylophilus (pine wood nematode), 1060 nucleotides. The record is from the annotation of a GenBank genome assembly. NCBI's taxonomy places the organism in Eukaryota, Metazoa, Nematoda, Chromadorea, Rhabditida, Aphelenchoididae.